Messenger RNA from Neogale vison (American mink), 1281 nucleotides. Its product is annotated as melanoma-associated antigen 8-like. Gene Ontology annotation, biological process: negative regulation of transcription by RNA polymerase II. The record is from RefSeq and is a predicted model, not a curated record. The transcript has 4 exons. Gene Ontology annotation, cellular component: nucleus. NCBI's taxonomy places the organism in Eukaryota, Metazoa, Chordata, Mammalia, Carnivora, Mustelidae. The coding region runs from base 1 to 1281 and encodes 426 amino acids.
AUGUUGACCCUGGGUGUCAGGUGCGAGGGACCCUCCUCCCCGCUCCCCGGCCCCCGCCUUGCCCACCCGGGACCCAUCGCCGCGGAGGUGCUGUCAGCCCUAGGGGACCCCUUCCUCCGGGGUCCGGAUGUGACGAGCGCCGACUUCCGCCUCCGAGGCCGGAGAGAGGCGAGGCCCUGUGUGCGGGAAGCCGGGUUCAGGGAUAUCGAGAAGCGGCUGUUGAGCCCUCGGUGUGAGGCAGGAGUCCCUGAGAUCACGGUUCAGCCCGACACCAUCGCCAUGCCCCUGGGUCAGAGGAGUGAGCUGUGGAAGCUGGAGGAAGACCCCGGUCCAGGACCGGGACAGGGCCUGGAGGAGGCACAGCAGUGCGGGGCUGGAGGGGAGGAGGCCCUACCUCCCUCCUCCGCCUCUGCCUCCUCCCAGUCCACCGUCCCUUCCCUCUCUUGCUCGGCCCCGUCUCUGGGCCCCCAGGAGGAGGGGUCUGCUGCGGGGACCCCGAGUCCUCCCCAGAGCCCUCAGAUGGCCUGCCCCUCGCCCGCGGCCAUGGCAGCCACUGCCUGGAGCCUGCCCGACCACGGCUCCAGCAGCUCAGAUGAGGAGGGGUCCAGCACCGGGGAGGAGUCCGAAGAAGCCGAGCCCAGGCUCUCUGACAUAGUCCAGGAGAAGACAGCUGACCUGGUGGGGUUCCUGCUCCUCAAGUAUCUCACCAAGGAGCCGGCCAGCCAGGCGGAGAUGCUGGCGAUCGUCGGCGAGGAUGAGCAGGACGCCUUCCCCGGGAUGCUGGGCCAGGCGUCCGAGUGCAUGCGGCUGGUGUUCGGCGUGGAGGUGAAGGAAGUGGACCCCGGCGAGCACUCCUACGUCCUGGUCGCCGUCCUGGGCCUCACCUGCGAUGCGAUGCUGAGCGGUGAGCAGGGCCCGCCCAAGACCGGCCUCCUGGUGGUGCUCCUGGCGGUGAUCCUCCUGGAGGGCGACCGUGCCCCCGAGGAGGUGGUGUGGGAAGCGCUGGGGGUCAUGGGGGUGUAUGCCGGCGAGGAGCACAUCAUUUACGGGGAGCCCCGGGAGCUCCUGACCAACGUCUGGGUGCAGGAAGGGUACCUGGAGUACCGGCAGGUGCCCGGCUGUGACCCUGCCCGCUACGAGUUCCUGUGGGGUCCCAGGGCCCACGCGGAAACCAGCAGGUUGCAGGUGCUGGAGUAUUUGCUGCGGGUCUAUCCCGGGCUGCCGGUUUCCUCCCUGGCCCCCUCUGAAGAGGCUGUGAGCCAUGAGGAAGAGGGGGCCUGA